AUGGGGAAGAGGGGUGUCGAGGCUGUGGAUUGGUACCUGGAGCAUUGGAAUCAUCACGCACUGGGCGAUGAUGAUCAGCUUCAUAGGGAUACCAUCGCCGGUGCCCUGAAAGCCAUCUUUGCUUGGGAAAUCAACCCGGGCCUGGGCACGGGCACGAAAUAUUACAAGCAUGUUGCGGAGGAUCUUCCUGCACAACUUGGGCGCGCAGGACACAUCAGAGGGAACGAUAUACAUAUAGAGUGCAGCCUCUCUUUUCUCCACGCCACCCACGACGGUCGAACUUCGCAAACCCCCAAUGGACAACAACAGUUCUGGAGUGACCUCCAUAGUGCCUGGGAUCUCGCUACCCCCGAGGCCUGUGAUGGCGGUCUUAAGACUAGCCUGCUCAAUUUCCAACGCGCGCCAAAGGAGGUGGUGGCGAUUUGUCCGAAUAAACGACAACAGGAUGAAAUGAAAACGGAUCUUCGUCAUCUGCUAGACUGGAAAACCUAUCUCACCCAUGGAGUCGACUAUCCUUUGGACCUCUAUAGUGGAAGUCUGAGCAGCGUUCUCUUUCAAGAGAUGGCGCGCACUAGCAAGGCCGGCAAGGCCAAACUUCGUGAAUAUUCCACUUCUAGCGGUGAAAAAAGGGCCGCUUCGAAUUGGGCUGGUGUGACGGAAUUGGCGGUUCAAUCUGCGCAUUUGACCUUCAGCAAUGCGCCGAGUGUGAUGUUUUUUGGUCUCAUCAUGUAUCUCGAGUCCCUUGGCUUUAUUUUCGAUUUCGUCAAGGGUACUAUGCAAGUGCCAGAGUCGAAUGGUUGGGAAGAGGGCUGCACAGUGAUGUGA
Penicillium alfredii is the source of this 825-nucleotide messenger RNA. RefSeq lists its product as uncharacterized. Lineage: Eukaryota; Fungi; Ascomycota; Eurotiomycetes; Eurotiales; Aspergillaceae. Bases 1 to 825 code for a protein of 274 amino acids. The record is from RefSeq and is a predicted model, not a curated record. The transcript is spliced from 4 exons.